AGCGCUCACGCGCCGUUGCUAUGUUGGUUUCUAUAGACGGAGCUACUUAUUAACACGGCGAGUCUCAAAAUGAAGUGUAUGUAGAAGCUUUACCAUAUACAACGUAAUUCAAAACUAUCGCAACCACAAAAUGGCAUCUGCAUACGAGUUUGAAGACACAUAUAAACUAAAGCCAGAUCCUCCAGUUGUUGGCAAAGUGAGUCAUCAUUCUGUUGAACUCUACUGGGAUCCAAGUGACAAGCUACAGAAAGUAUGUCACCCUGAUAAGAGACUAAGGUUUUCUGUUGAAGAAGAAGACCCUCAAACUCACAGAUACGGUAUUGUUUAUGUAGGGUAUGGAAAAUGUCAUGUUGUGGAAGGUCUUGAGCCAAACAGUGUUUACAAAUUUCGUCUGAAAGUUACUAGUUCAUCUGGAGAUUAUUCCUACAGUCCUGUUUUAUCUGUGUCAACCACAAGAGAACCACUUAAUGGGGAACAUCUUCAUCGUGCAGUUAACAGAAAUGAUGAAAAAGCAGUUGUUCAGAUACUACAGUCAGGGCAGGUCAAUGUGGAUGUUCCAAAUAAACUCGGUUAUACUCCUCUCAUGGUGGCUUCUCAACAAGGAUAUUUAAGAAUUGUGCAUGCGCUGAUAGACCAUGGAGCAGACGUGACAUUGAAGAAUGGCAGUGGGAAAGACAGUUUAAUGUUGGCCUGUUUUGCUGGUCACUUGGAUAUUAUAAAACAUCUCAGAAAAUAUGGAGUGUCAUGGAACACCACAGACUUUGGUGGUUCUACACCAAUGCACUGGGCUGCUGAUGGAGGUCACUGCAAAGUUGUGCAGUAUCUAAUCAGCGAUGGAUGCAAGGUGGAUGUAAAAGACAAUGGUUCAUUAUGGACACCAUUGAUGAGAGUUUCUGCUGUAAGUGGAAAUGUGGAUGCUGCGUCAUCAUUAAUUCAAGCUGGAGCUAAUGUAAAUGCUAAAGAUAAGGAUGGCAAGACACCUUUAAUGGUUGCUGUGUUGAAUAACCAUGAACCAUUAGUAAGACUUCUUUUGGCCAAAGGUGCAGAUCUUACUGUCACAAAUGAGUAUGGCAUAGGAAUACUACAAAUGGCAAAGGCUUUAGGCCGUCAGAAUAUUAUUCCCUUGUUAGAAUCAGCAAACAAAAAAAUCCGAAUCUGUAGGAAAGAUGAAAAUGACCUCAGGAUGAAGAUACCAAUUCCAUAUUAGAAUUGUUAUAUAUAGAAACUCUAGUUAAGUCCCAAGACUUGCUCUCCUACAUUCAGCAGCUGCUUAAUCUUCUCAAAUGAGAUGCCAGGAACCCCAAAUUUGAUGUUAAUUUUACUGCCUUAGGAAGAAAUUCAUGUUCUGUUAAAUGACUAUGCUCACUUGCACAUUCAGAUGCCGCAAUUUCUCUUCCAUUUUAACUAUAACUUGCAUCCCAGACCUAACUGACCUGUGAAGACCCACACAGAAUUCAUUAUGCUACCUUAUGUUUAUCUUGAAGAAUUUUUUUUUACUGUUUUUUGAAAAUUACAUUUAUGUUUUCUAGAGGCAUUUGCAUUGUUUCGAGUUCAAUAUUUUUUCUCAGCAUCUGGAAACAGCCCUAUUGUAAUUUAGUUCAUGUCUUCAGGGAGUCACGUUCAUGUCACUAAGUGCGGUAAAACUAAGAAACAGAUAUGUUUGUUUCCUUAUUUCUUUACUGGGUUCUUAAUUUUAGCUGAAGUAAAACACUGUUUUAGCUAUUUUGUUAAUUGUGUCAGACUUUAUAAUUAAAAUGCAAUAAUAUA
This is a messenger RNA of Protopterus annectens (West African lungfish), 1767 nucleotides long. RefSeq names its product fibronectin type III and ankyrin repeat domains 1 (gene FANK1). Bases 131 to 1207 code for a protein of 358 amino acids. Gene Ontology annotation, cellular component: nucleus. Gene Ontology annotation, biological process: regulation of apoptotic process. The record is from RefSeq and is a predicted model, not a curated record. Lineage: Eukaryota; Metazoa; Chordata; Ceratodontiformes; Protopteridae. Gene Ontology annotation, molecular function: protein binding. The transcript is spliced from 11 exons.